Molecule: messenger RNA, 671 nt
Organism: Syngnathus typhle (broad-nosed pipefish)
Lineage: Eukaryota; Metazoa; Chordata; Actinopteri; Syngnathiformes; Syngnathidae
Gene: znf593
Product: zinc finger protein 593
Exons: 4
Coding region: 99-488 (129 amino acids)
Molecular function (GO): zinc ion binding; nucleic acid binding
Source: RefSeq, a predicted model, not a curated record
UACUGCAUCAAUUCGCCUUGGAUACGUCACUGGCCUUUCUUUCCAACCCGGAAGUGAAUGGGUGCAGUUCUUCCCAUUUGCACGUGUGAGAGCCCACCAUGGGGAAGUCCAAACAAACGAAAAACCACAAUACUGGAAGAAAGAAGCACUCUAAUAAGCUGAUGAAAACGAAGCGCAGGACCAAAGACUUGGAUGAGGUCCAUUCAGACAUGAAGCCUGAAACGGCCACCAAACUACUUAAUCAGGAAGUGGACUAUGAUGUGACAGGAUGUGCACAGCACUACUGUUUACACUGCGCGAGAUAUUUUACAGACAUGAAAUCUUUGAAAGAUCACUUCAAGACCAAAGUCCACAAGAAACGUUUGAGAGAGCUUAGAGAGGAGCCGUACACGCAGGCAGAGGCAGACAGAGCAGCCGGGAUGGGCUCCUACAUCCCCCCAAAAGUUAUAGAGGUGAAGACGCAACCUGUGGAAGAAGACAUGUGCUGAAAAUCUCCCGAUACUUGGAUAUAUGGAUUUACAAAAACUCCAAAGUCAAAAAUGCAUGACUCACUAAACUGUGUUUUUGCAGCCAGCUCUUUCAUAAUAUUAUCAUCAUUAUGAAAGUCCUACAAAGUGUAUCUUAUGUAAAUAUGGAGUGUGUGGAGUGGCAAUAAAGUCUCGAGUUGUAAA